Ostrinia furnacalis (Asian corn borer) is the source of this 1581-nucleotide messenger RNA. Its product is annotated as protein OPI10 homolog. NCBI's taxonomy places the organism in Eukaryota, Metazoa, Arthropoda, Insecta, Lepidoptera, Crambidae. Bases 239 to 841 code for a protein of 200 amino acids. The record is from RefSeq and is a predicted model, not a curated record. Gene Ontology annotation, molecular function: nuclear import signal receptor activity; Hsp70 protein binding. Gene Ontology annotation, cellular component: cytosol; nucleus. Gene Ontology annotation, biological process: protein import into nucleus. The transcript is spliced from 4 exons.
GAUUGAUCGUGUUCUUAUUCUCCGACCCUGUCCCUAAGUUGAUACCUUCAAUAUCAAAGCAGUAAAUGUUUCAUAAUUAUACUAAAAUUGUGAACAUUCUAUGCGCAAGUGUAAGAGUUAUAAAACAAAUUUGAAGAUACUAGAAUAUUCUCGACAAAACAGGCAGGCCGGAGGUUAUGUUUAUAUCUUUUGUAUUUUCUUUGGGUAAACGUAGUGUUUUCUUAUAAAUAAUCUAAUCAUGUCGAACGUAUUCGGUUUGCUAGUGUCUGGGAGACUGGUGCAGACGGACUUCACGCAGAUAUCGGAGACGCAGUUCCUGGUGACGAUCCCGGAGGCGGACGCGAUCAACCACGCGGCCGUGUUCCUGACGGGCGUGUCGCCGCUGCCGCCGGGCGCGGCGGGCAUGGUGUACUGGAGCUGGCCCGACCCCUCGGCGCCGCCCAACUGGCAGCUCCUCGGGCACAUCUCCAACUCGAAGCCCUCUGCUAUAUUUAAGAUAGGAAGCCUGAAAAAGUUACAUGAACUCUCAGAGGAAAACAAAUUCAGCAGUACAUUCGGAGCACAGAAGAUUUGUCAUAAUGCCCAGAUUGGCAUCUCCAUAGAACCAGAAGACAAUAUACAAUUAUUAGCUUCUUCAAUUGCAAUUCAAACAAACUCUAAUAUAACAUUUGCACAAAAAAUGUUAGAGAGCUUAGUAAACUACGUAGCCUCGUUCUCCGUGACACAAGACCAGAUGACCCCGACCCCCGGCGUGUCGUACAUCCCCCUCAACACGCUGCAGACGUGGUACCAGAACUUUGAGCGACGGCUGCAGCAGAAUCCCAACUUCUGGAAAGACUAACUUGUUUGUAAUGUAAGAUUUUUUAAGUUGAAUUAAGCUUAUUUUUAAGAAUGAAAUGUUUUCCCUAAAUUAUUUUUCACAAAUAAUACCCUCAUUGUGAUGUGAUAAACAGUUUAUAAGUUUCCAGGGUUGUGACCUUGUUAUGACCCACAGAGUUCCAUCAAUAGACUAGUUACAUUCCUCGUUUUGUAUCCCGAGAGGAAAUAUUUUAACUUCAAAUUUCUUGAUACAUAAUAUUUUUUAACCUGCUGCUUCCAUCAGCAUUGCAACCUAUCUUAAAAAGUAAUGCCUUGUCUGGAAGAAAUGUUCACCAUCUGCUACUGCUCAGGGAAAAAUAAUUGUAGACUCUAUGAAUCUUUUCAGCAGGAGAUAAUGGAUUUUUCACUUUUGUCUUGAUUGUACCAUUUAAGGUCACAAGCUUUUAUUUGCUAGCAAGACAAAAAUAUUUCAAUGUCAUCUCUAUGAAUUAUGGCCUCAUUAAUUAAAUACAGGGCCAUACUUGUGCUUAUGUAUAGUAUUGAUUUUGUGUAGGUAAAUUGUAUCCAUAAGUCUAAUUUGAUUUCAUGGAUGAAUCUUUUGUGCAUAAUACUUCAAACUAAACUAAGAGCUAGUUUAACUAAUUAGUCUUCGCUAGUGUUUCUACUGAGAAGAAUACAUUAAGUUUUCAAAAAUUUUUUCGAAUUUGUGACAUUAUGACAUUUUUGGUUAUAUUUAUAAAUGUUAAAGACUGCUUAUAUUUU